GAAUAUUACUCAAGGGAUUCCCAUGACGACAUUCUCUCACAGUGCUGCCAAGACGGAGUAUCACACCCUUGUCACACCCCUGUUGCAAGGCAGAGAGCCCAGAAUCCCUCGACAGGAGACCCAGGAGGAGCGCUGGCCCGCCAAGGUGUUGUACGCCAUCAUCAAGGAGGUGCCUCUGCGGCGCUGGAAGGAGUUCCUGCGCCUGCUCUCUUUGCCCGACCGACAUCUGGAGCGUGUGGAUCUGGAGCCAGGCCUAGGCUCCAUGGAACGGCAGUACCAGAUGCUGCGGCUGUGGAGCCAGGGCCCGGCUGCAGGCCUGGAGGAUGUCUACUCUGCUCUGCUCUACAUGGACCUGGCCGGCUGCGCCCACCAGCUGCAGGACAGCCUGGAGCAGCUGCAAGCGCUCCAGUCGAUAGCCCCAACCAAUGACAUCACUGCAGAGAACCACAGAGUCUGGAGGCUUACUUAGCCCUUGUCACAUCACCCCAGCACCACCACAUAGGAUUGUGGAGGCUGCUGGGACAUCACUUAUGACUUCACCCCAGAAUAAGAUCAUACCCAGAUGUGAAUAUGACAUCAUGACAGCAUCAUAAGACCAUGAAGGCUGUUCUUUUCUUCUUCUUUUGAAAUAGAUUUGAGUCUUUUUAUAUUUUAUUUACAGUAAUUCACGAAUGAGAAUGAGAGACUGAUGGAGAGAGUGAAUUAGACAUAGAUCAAACCCCCACCACCAAGGACCAUGUGACAUCAGGAGUCGGCAGUUCUACCACUACUAUAGUCACCGGUGCUAGAGGCGUCCCUCACCCACCGAACUGUAAAUAUGAUGUCACCACCUGGACUGUAGUCUUCCUGUUCAAGUCCCACUUCAGAGACUGGUUACCUGCAGGGUUUGGCAGGUUACUUUCUAAAUGUAAUCCGUUACAGUUA
This is a messenger RNA of Salvelinus namaycush (lake trout), 924 nucleotides long. Its product is annotated as tumor necrosis factor receptor superfamily member 1A. The coding region runs from base 23 to 469 and encodes 148 amino acids. Gene Ontology annotation, molecular function: protein binding. Gene Ontology annotation, biological process: signal transduction. Lineage: Eukaryota; Metazoa; Chordata; Actinopteri; Salmoniformes; Salmonidae. The transcript has 2 exons. The record is from RefSeq and is a predicted model, not a curated record. Gene Ontology annotation, cellular component: plasma membrane.